Messenger RNA from Rhizophagus irregularis DAOM 181602=DAOM 197198, 376 nucleotides. The record is from RefSeq and is a predicted model, not a curated record. Lineage: Eukaryota; Fungi; Glomeromycota; Glomeromycetes; Glomerales; Glomeraceae.
GCUACAUUACGAUCUUCACAACAAUCUAAUAAAAGUUCGUCACAAUUACGAUAAUUAUAAAUCGAGAGUAUUAACAAACGAUUAUGAAUAUCGAGCAAUGAGGUGACUUAUCGAAAAUUAACACAUUAAUCAAACCUUGUACGUUUCCUAUCAAACAUAAGGAAUAACUUUUCACUUGUGAGUUAAGGGGGUACAAUAUGCAAUUGAAAUAUAACAUUAUAUUAACAUUUGACUUUCCAUAUUAUUUGAAAGUUAUAGGAGAGUGUAUGAUUCGAAAUCAUCAAUUGCUGGAUACGGUGUUGUCACGGAAUCCCUCAAUAAAACAAUCAAUCAAAAAACAUCAUCAGUACGUUGUGGGCCGAUUCAUUGAGUAAAA